AUGGAGGACUCUUCAACUGUUGUUACUCCUCAAACACAAGAGGUGUACUCCAGUUUGACAGGAACGAUGCUUCAUAAUUUUCAAUCUUUUUCAGUCAGAGCUCAAAUACUCGGAGGAACUGUUCUUGCAUCACUAUCGGAUGCUUCAGGCGGAGUUAUGCGGGGUGCCCCACAGGCUCCUCUUUCUGCUCAUGGACAACAUCAAACUUCUUCCUUGGUCUCGCAGGCUUCCCCUCAAUUUGCUCCAGCCCCUCAAUCUGCCUUAAUCUCCCAGGCAUCUUCUUCUAAUCCUCGUGGCAAUGUUCCUAGUAAAGAGUCAUGUAAUCGGGGACGGGGCAAGGCUGAACAUGUCUGUUCAUUCUGUGGGAAGCAUAAUCAUCUUAUUGAGGAUUGUUUUAUCCUUCAUGGUUGUCCAUCACGCAGUCACAAUCCUCCUGGUGCAUUUUCAAGCAUGCAUGUCUACCCAUCAUUUGGUGGUUUGGCUUCUGUAUCUGGUUUAGCAUCUCUCCCUAAAUCUAGUGCACCUACCACUAUGCCUCCUAUUGUGCCUCUCCCAUCACAAUGUGGAGAAUGA
Messenger RNA from Oldenlandia corymbosa var. corymbosa, 573 nucleotides. Lineage: Eukaryota; Viridiplantae; Streptophyta; Magnoliopsida; Gentianales; Rubiaceae. The record is from the annotation of a GenBank genome assembly.